GAUAAGCAUGGCAGCAAUUUACAUGCCAGCAGCUAAAUACCGACUGGAUGGAUUGAUAAAGAUCGUAGCGGUAAAGAGAUAAGCGAUAGAUCCGCUGAAACGGCAGUGCAGAAAAAGCAGAAGUGCGAUCACGGAUGUGGGUUGCAUUUCGACUCCUGUCUUCAAACUUGCUGCCUACCGGGGUUUUCGAUUUAGUAUACGGCCUGCGGCAGCAAUGAACCCGGAGGAGCAGACCGUGACCUGGCUCAUCUCAUUAGGCGUGCUUAAUUCUCCGAAAAAGAACGUCGCGGAUCCAGAGGAAUUUCUGAAAGGGUCCCUUAAGGAUGGAGUUGUCCUCUGUAAGCUUAUGGAGCGACUGCUGCCUGGGUCAGUCCAAAAGUUCUGCCAGGAUCCAAGAACCGAAGCUGACUGUCUUGCCAACAUACGAGAGUUUUUAAAAGGAUGCACAGCUCUGAAAAUUGAGGGUUUUGAACCAGAGGACCUGUACACGGGGGAGAACUUUGACAAGAUCCUGACCACUUUGUUGGCAGUGAACAUCGCCACUCAAGAUUGCAUCAGUGAGAGGUCAUGUCCCCAGCAGACUGCUGCUGCACCUAGCCGGUCGUCCUCCUCAAACGCACUGUCCUCUUCCAAGUCUACCAGGGUCCUGCGAAGGCAGUCCAAACCUGUGGAGAUGUCGGAGAACGGCGGGGGCGGGCAGCUGGUGGUGAAGGCGCGCUUCAACUUCAAGCAGAACAACGAGGACGAGCUGUCCUUCAGCAAGGGCGAGCUGAUCUGCGUCACCCGGCAGGAGGAGGGCGGCUGGUGGGAGGGGACGCUCAACGGCAAGACCGGCUGGUUCCCCAGCAACUACGUCCGCGAGGUCAAGCCCUCCGAGAAGCCCAUGUCCCCCAAAGCUGUGAAAGGAUUUGACUUGCCCCAGCUGACGAAGAACUACUACAGCGUGGUGGUGCAGGACAUCCUGGAGCACGAGCGGGAGUUUGUGAAGGAGCUACAGACCCUGCUGAGCUGCUACCUGCGCCCCCUACAGGCGAGCGACAGGUUGUCCAGUGCGGACAGCGCGAGCUUAACGGGGAACCUGGAGGACAUCCUGACAUUUCAGCAGCACCUCUGCGUGUCUCUGGAGGAAUGCACUAAGGUGUCAGAAGGCCAGCAGCGUGUCGGUGGCUGCUACAUGAACCUGAUGGGUCAGAUCAGGACGCUGUACCUGUCCUACUGCUCCAGUCACCCCUCGGCCGUGUGCGUGCUCACUGACCACGGCGAGGAGCUGGACAAGUUCAUGGAGAGCCAGGGUGCCAGCAGCCCGGGGGUCCUGACGCUGACCACCAGCCUCAGCAGGCCCUUCAUGCGGCUGGACAAGUAUCCCACCCUGCUGCAGGAGCUGGAGAGACACAUGGAGGAAGCCCACCCAGACUACAGUGACAUCCUGAAAGCCACAGUGGCCUUCAAGAACCUUGUGACGCAGUGCCAGGACCUUCGCAAACGCAAGAACCUGGAGCUGCAGAUCAUGUCGGAGCCGGUGCGCGGCUGGGAGGGCGAGAGCAUGAAGUCUCUGGGUCACGUGGUCUGCAUGUCCCAGGUGCACGUGCAGAGCGCGGGGAGCGAGGACAAAGAGGAGCGCUACUUCCUGCUGUUUCCCAGCGUCCUCCUCAUGCUCUCUGCAAGCCCCCGUAUGAGCGGAUUCAUCUACCAGGGACGGUUACCUCUGACUGGGACAACAGUCACCAAGCAGAUAGAAGACACAGACAAUGGCCUCUUCGCCUUCGAGAUUGCAGGCAGCAUGAUAGAUCGCAUCACAGUGUUCUGCAACACCCAGCUGGAGCUGCAGGAGUGGCUGGAGCACCUGCACUCUCUGACCAAAGGAGGGAGCCCUGGAGGCACCAUCAGCAAGAGUGCCGAAGGGAAGCCUGGUAGUGGGGGGGGCACCCCCAGCCACCAGGCCCUAUCCCAGGGGUUCAGCACGCCCGCCACAACCCGAGGGCCCCUGGAGCCACCCAAAAUCAGCAAGCCCUGGUCCCUGAGCUGCCUGCGGCCCGCCCCGCCCCUCAAACCCUCGGCCGCGCUGGGCUACAAGGAGAGGAUGUCUUAUAUCCUGAAGCAGGACUCCAGCAAAAGCCCCAGACCAAUUAAGAAGUUCCUCCCGAAGCGAAAAACGGAAAGGAAGCCAUCUGAUGACGACUUCCUGCUGAGGAAAAGUACGGCAGCUCUGGAAGAAGAUGCCCAGAUCCUGAAGGUUAUUGAGGCCUACUGCACUGGGGCGAGCUUUCAGCAGGCCAGCACAGCGACGCGUAAGGAGAACACCCCGCAGGUGCUGCUACCUGAGGAGGAGAAGAUCAUCGUAGAGGAAAUGAAGAGCAACGGCCAGACCGUCAUCGAGGAAAAAAGUCUUGUUGAUGCCGUGUACGCUUUAAAAGAUGAGGUCCAUGAGCUUAAGAAGGAGAAUAAACGAAUGAAGCAGUGUCUGGAGGAGGAGCAGAAAUCCCGCAAGGAGCUGGAGAGAGUGGUGAGGAAGCUGGCCAAGCAGAAGUACGACUGCACCUGGGAGAACGGCGGCCACUAGACACCAUCCUGUCUGUGGGGGUUUGGGUGUGUGUGCGCGUGUGACUGUGUGCGUGUGAGUCUGUGUGAUUGUGUGCAUCUCCAUUUGGUGUAUGGCAAAGUCCUGAACCCGCUAGCACUUUCCAAGGGCAGUUGUCCCCCAAUGGCCCCCUGCCCCCAGCCCCU
Messenger RNA from Megalops cyprinoides (Indo-Pacific tarpon), 2724 nucleotides. RefSeq names its product Rac/Cdc42 guanine nucleotide exchange factor (GEF) 6 (gene arhgef6). NCBI's taxonomy places the organism in Eukaryota, Metazoa, Chordata, Actinopteri, Elopiformes, Megalopidae. The coding region runs from base 215 to 2560 and encodes 781 amino acids. Gene Ontology annotation, molecular function: guanyl-nucleotide exchange factor activity; protein binding. The record is from RefSeq and is a predicted model, not a curated record. The transcript has 22 exons. Gene Ontology annotation, biological process: intracellular signal transduction.